Molecule: messenger RNA, 858 nt
Organism: Quercus robur (English oak)
Lineage: Eukaryota; Viridiplantae; Streptophyta; Magnoliopsida; Fagales; Fagaceae
Product: protein NOI4
Exons: 4
Coding region: 233-517 (94 amino acids)
Source: RefSeq, a predicted model, not a curated record
AUUUCACAUUCCCUUCUCUCUCUAAAAGACUCUUCCUUUCUCUCACUAAAAAACUUCUCUCUCUCUCUGGUUUUUUUUUUUACUUUAGCUUUAUUGGUCUGUUGUCAUUUUUCUUUUCCCAGAAAGGCAAGCUCUCUCUUUCUCUCUCGAAUUCAUGUCGAGGAGCUUUGUGUGGAUCUAUGAUGAUAUGGCUGUGAUACUGUGCUGGUAAAUUGCUCUUGAUAUUGUGUCGAUGAGCUCCGGCUCAAAUGGGCACUUCCUCCCGUUCAAAGUUGAUGGGUGGAGGCAGGACAAGGGUCAACCACUACCAAAAUUUGGUGAAUGGGAUGUCAAUGAUCCUGCUUCAGCUGAAGGAUUUACUGUGAUUUUUAAUAAGGCUAGGGAUGAAAAGAAAACGGGCGGCAAACCAGAGUCACCUGGAAAGGGUGAUUCUCAAAUCAAGCCUGGAGUUGAUACUGCCAAGCCUCAGGCUAAAAAAUGGUUUUGCUGCUUUCAAGAACCACCUACACAAUCCUGAGAAGGUCAGUGCUUCAACUUAAGAGGCAUGUUUUUCUGUAACUAGCUCCACCAUAUUGCCCCAAAAAAGAUGGGAGUUGAAGAGCCGUGAUGCGCUCUACUGGAAUUUAGUGUGUGCUGUUGUAGAACUUGUGAGGGAAUAGGUAAAGAAGACAAACACUUAUUGUAUCUAUAUGUACUGAUGUUGUGGUUUAUUUAUUAGAAUGUGAGCUAUUUCUCCCCAUCUGGGCGUUGUAUUACUCUAGAUCUGUAGAGCUUUGCUUGUGACAUCUUUUUUCUCUUCUUAUUUGUAUUGUAUUACCUAUCAAAUUGGCGUCGUUUAUGAUAUUAUUCUUUUUCAAA